GCGCCGAUAAAGAAGAUGAGUCAACUUCUUAGAUCACUGGUGAGAUCUAUCGUUUAAAGGUCCAGGAGACAAAGAAGUUUUAGGCAGUCUGCCUGAAACUAUUGAACUCUUGGCAUCAACGGGUGCUAGGUAUUGUUCGCCGUGCCUGGAAAGAUUCACCCGACCUCAACUAUAUAAGGCGACCAAUCCUUUCGAUUGAUUCGGUUGAUCAAUACGUGGCCGAUCAACAUCACUCGAUCAACCCACAACUAAUCCACCUCCACACACACACACACACACCUCACAAACAAUCCCCACAACAACAACAACCAUGUCCACAACACCAAACCCCCACCCCUUUACCGCCCCGCCAGCGGUAACCACCGUGCCCCGCGUGGGCAUCGCCGUCCUCAUCUUCGGGCGCUCCAAUCAAGUCCUGCUCGGCGAACGCAAAGGCAGCCACGGCGCCGGCACCUGGGCCCUGCCCGGCGGCCACCUCGAGCCCGGCGAGACGUGGGCGGCGUGCGCCGCCCGCGAGGUCCUCGAGGAGACCGGCCUCCUCGUCUCGCGGCUCCGCUUCCUGACGGCCACCAACGACGUGAUGGCGGCCGAGAACAAGCACUACAUCACCAUCUAUAUGGGGUGCACGCCGGCGCGGCGCGAGGACUGCCGGGCCCCGCCGCCCGUCAUGGAGCCCGACAAGUGCCGUGAGUGGCGCUGGGUGGAGUGGGAGGAGGUCACGCGGUGGUAUCGGCUGCAGAAGGAGGCGGAAGAACGUGCAAACCUCACUGCUGGGAAUCCCGCUGGGGGUUUGGCCCGGCUUGAACACCCGCUGUUCUUGCCGCUGAUGAACCUCUUUCGGCAGCAGCAGUAUUGGUUGCCGUUGCAGGAGUAUCAGUUGUUGAUGGGGUGGGAAGAGGAUCGGUAGAUGAUGGUUAGCGAAAUGAUGAGGGCUUAGAUAUUAUGAUUUUCUGAUAAUGGGAUUUCUCUCUAUGAUGUACUUUGUUUUCUUUGGUGUUUUGUAUCUUUAGACUUCGGACAUUUACUUUGCUCCAGGAGUUGAUUUUAUGUUCUGCACGGUGAGUAAGCGGUUCAUUUACUGACACAAUGGGUGCACAAUGAACCAUCAACUUGACUCCUCACUAUGGCAC
Aspergillus uvarum CBS 121591 is the source of this 1130-nucleotide messenger RNA. Its product is annotated as nucleotide triphosphate diphosphatase NUDT15. Gene Ontology annotation, biological process: dGTP catabolic process. Gene Ontology annotation, cellular component: cytosol. Bases 311 to 907 code for a protein of 198 amino acids. The record is from RefSeq and is a predicted model, not a curated record. The transcript has a single exon. Gene Ontology annotation, molecular function: 8-oxo-7,8-dihydrodeoxyguanosine triphosphate pyrophosphatase activity. NCBI's taxonomy places the organism in Eukaryota, Fungi, Ascomycota, Eurotiomycetes, Eurotiales, Aspergillaceae.